This is a messenger RNA of Cooperia oncophora, 1545 nucleotides long. The record is from the annotation of a GenBank genome assembly. Lineage: Eukaryota; Metazoa; Nematoda; Chromadorea; Rhabditida; Trichostrongylidae.
AUGAAUGUCGAAAUUCGUCCCUUGCUUCGUAAAUCGUCAAGUAGCUCCACUUUCCAUCGCUCUGCAUCCACUUCGUCCACUCUCACCGAUGUGAUCAGUGAAGAGCUCUUUCCGAAGUUCCCAACUGUGGAUGAGGAUUGGAAAGAGUUCGGUUAUCUCCUUGAGGCGGAUAAGAAUUCUACCGCUGAAAAGGAUGUUGAUGCCUCUCGCGGAUCAGGUAACGUGAGAAAUACCGAUGCCAAUCGACCUGUACCAGUGGCAAUCAAUCCAGCAGAGAUUAGUCUGGGAGGAGAUGCUGUGGACUGGACCAAAGACUCUUCGAGCUCAGCACUGAUCAAGGAGGAAGAAGGCAACAAGGCGCACGAAAAUGAUAGCGAAUCAAAAGUUUUCAAAGCUGACCAAGAGACAGUGGAAGAGUCGACUGCCGUUGCUGACUGGCAGCCUUCCAGGCGUGGCCCAGCAUUGCCGACCACACCAAAGUACAAGAAGAGGAUUUAUGAGCGAUCCCUCGAAGAAAGCUCUUCUUCUGGUUCUGAACUACGAAGACGCGGACGACCUCCGAAGCGACGUCACAGGGAUACAGAAGAGCCAUCAGCAGACGGCAAAUCAUCUCCACUUGGUUUGGAUCCCAAUGCUUUACACUGUAUUUGUCGCACCACCUACAAUCCAAGAAGGUUCUACAUCGCUUGUGAAAUGUGUUACCGGUGGUUUCACGGUGAAUGUGUUGGUGUAACCGAGGAGAAUGCGAAGCAGAUAGAGGGAUGGACAUGUCGAGACUGUAUACAGGAAACAAAGAGAGCACGUCAGGAGCAGGAGCUGUACUGCACAUGUCGCACUCCCUACAACGACAGCGAGUUCUAUGUUGGCUGCGAAAGUUGUGAAGGCUGGUUUCAUCCGAAGUGUGUAGGGUAUCACAAAGGAAGAGAAGCGGAAGCCAUGGAAGAAUAUGUGUGCCCAUCGUGCACUGAAGCGCAGACGACGCAAGGCUAUGAAUCUGCCAGUAGUUCCGCCAGCAGUACACACGCUACCCUUUGUCGAGCUGACUAUCCACUUGUGUGGCGUCUUCUCGAAUGUGUCGCUGAUCAUCGAAUGUCAUGGCCGUUUCGGCAACCAGUUAGCCUUGAAGAGUUUCCCAAUUAUUUGGACGUGGUGGAGCAUCCGAUUGCGUCGCAGCGCCGAUUAAUAUACAUUAUGGUUGAUAACAUGUAUCAAGUUGUGCUGGUCGAUGAUGUCAGUGUUUUAGACCUUUCAAUCAUCCAACAACGCCUGGAAAACCUCGAAUAUCAGCGUUUGAAAGAUUUCACACGGGACAUGUCGCGGUUAUUUGAGAACGCUAGGAUUUUCUAUCCACGCGACAGCAAUGUCUACCAGUGCGCAGAUACAUUGGAGAAGAUAUUUGAACACGCGCUGGCUGAAGUAAGGGCAGAAAUCGAAGCACGUGUGAAUGGAAGAAAGGUAGUGGUUGAUUCCUUGAGCUUUUCUUUAGUUCUCGGAAUUUGUAGAGACGUGGAUUUCUUCCAAAGCAUCCUCACUGAGUUUCUUUAG